AUGGAGCGCGGUGUAUCUCCAGGUGUAGACUUCUUCGACGAUCAGUCCUCUGGGUCCGAGUGGGAGGAUGCAGAUGACGAAGACAGGACACAGACCUUAUCAGAAGACGGAGAAGUUGGACUGGGCUUAGGCAGCUUGGUUCACUCUCCAGUCAGACAGCAUCGAAGAUCUAGGGGGAGGAGUCGUGAGAGGAGCGGCUUGACGGCGCUACCAGCGUUCAACCAGAAACAUUCGCACGGCCCUCUUGAUGGCUUCGGAAAUACGCAUGAAAAUGCAGGGCCGAAUAAAGCGAGGCAUGUCUCGCUUACUCGGAUGGAGAAGGUCAAUGUCAGAGUCGUCCACAACCAUGGCUCAAAUGCCAGCACUCCACGGGGCUCAGUCAUGAGCAACCGUUCUGAGGAUACUGUCACACACAUUCCAGAAACGACGAAACCGUAUUCCAUCGAUGCGAGGGGCGAAGCUGCCUUCUUGCCAGAGUACCACCACGGUCACCAUCGCCGUAACACUUCAGACAGCGUCAUUGCAGACUCCAUCAUCAAUGCCCACCUCACCACAAUGCAAGCCUUGAAAGCUCUGUCUCCAUCUAGUUCGGUUCCCGAGGUGUCCGGCCAUUCAUUCUACUCAGCAACCAGCAUUGAGCCCCCUAAAGCUAGAUCCUUCAGCGAUGCCCGACAUAUCAAACUCUCGCCCAUCUCGGUCAAAGACCGCGACCACCUGCCCAGCCACUUCGUCAAAACUCCAUACCCUUUCACUGCUAAAAAGGAAUUCCCGAAACCCGCAACCAGACCACGUCACCGCAAUGCCGAUGGCCGCCUAGAUAGCGGCUAUGGUGGGGACAGUGGCUACGGCGGCGAAGGUUCAAGAAACGAGUACUCCAACUUCAAAGGAAAGCAUGUUGUCGCUCUAAUGUCCAACGAUGGUGCGUACGAUUUACACAGUCGCCUGGACCGCAAUGUUGAUGCGCGAGGUAUCUUCCCUACGCAAGACAGUCAUUCCGAGACGCACUGCUCAGAGACUGUUCUACAUUUGAGCUUGCAGAAACACCAGAAAAUGGCAAGCCGGGAGCGAGCCAAGAUUCUCAUCCCAAGUGACCUCUCAACAACUUCUCCAGAUCGCCGUCAUGCCAUAGAGUUCGAUGACAAAUACCUCGCUGAGCGUUUACGACAGACACACAGUGAACUCGCUGGCUCGUGGGCCAAAAGGCAUCUCAGCGCAAGGAAGAUGCGGUACAUCCGCCUUUCCCAAAACAGCGCGUGGAGCGACAUCCCUUCGGCACCCACGCAUCAAGACGGGGGAACAAGCAGACUUCUGGCUUCGGGAGCCGGAACUGGUGCUGGAGAAGACUCACGGCCGUUUACCGAGGAGAAGCUCAUGCAUUUGUACAAGCACCCAAGGACGGGGAAAGCGAGAUAUACUUGGGUCCAUUGGGCCAGACGAGUCGCCAUAUCCAAUACAACCGCCCCAUCUCGACCGCAUACAUCGAGUUCGUCGCAUCAGCAGUAUAGCAUCCUUGAGAGCGAGCGUGACGAGGAUAAGGAGGGCAGUGUGAUACACCAUCACAUUGCUCCGCCAUCAGACACCAUCACAACCGUGCAGUUCGUGCACACACUCUCUACGCUUCGCAUCCUCGUCGCCCUUGCGCUGAUUCUGGUAACUAGCGCGCUGGCGUCUCUCCUCUGGAUCUUCCUAGGCGUAAACGGAGGGUGGUUGAGCGACAUCACGAAGCAAAGAGCCGACAGAGUGGGCGGUGGGAUGGCAGUCGGUGUCUUGGUGCUCCUACUCGAGUUGCUAGGGUUCGGCGCCUGGGUGUGGCGGAGUUGA
This is a messenger RNA of Ascochyta rabiei, 1821 nucleotides long. RefSeq lists its product as uncharacterized. The coding region runs from base 1 to 1821 and encodes 606 amino acids. Lineage: Eukaryota; Fungi; Ascomycota; Dothideomycetes; Pleosporales; Didymellaceae. The record is from RefSeq and is a predicted model, not a curated record. The transcript has a single exon.